Messenger RNA from Gymnodraco acuticeps, 2115 nucleotides. RefSeq lists its product as uncharacterized. The record is from RefSeq and is a predicted model, not a curated record. Bases 977 to 1672 code for a protein of 231 amino acids. Lineage: Eukaryota; Metazoa; Chordata; Actinopteri; Perciformes; Bathydraconidae. Gene Ontology annotation, molecular function: ubiquitin-protein transferase activity. The transcript has 8 exons.
GAAGGAGUCAACUGGUUUGCCAACGGACAAUUUACACCGAAGAAGCGAACAUUUCUGGCGGGUGAAAUUAGUGUAUCAGUAUCAGAUUACAUGCGAUGUCUGACUCUGAGAAAAGCAUCUCCGAAUUAUUGAGAGAGGCAGCCAACCGCCUCGAUGGGAUGGUGAUGCGACAGCCACCGUCUGACGUUAGAGCUGCUGGAUUGGGCACCCCAAGCCCAAGAACCCCUGUCCAAGCGGAAGUGGCGAGACUAUUCGCCCCUUACAGUGCUAGGCAAGCAAUGCCUUCACUAAGACCCCAUUCUUUGGGACCUCCAGCAAAAAGACUGUGUCGCACUGCUCGCACAAUCUACUCACACUAUUUUCUUUGCUUGAGCGACCAUACGGUAGACAAAGUUCCAGGAAAGAUGGAAAAAUGGGAUUUAACAACUGCUGGACUUGGAGAGAAACGGCUCUCAUUUCAAGUAAGAGAUGAUGAUCCUACAAACUUUAGGGCCAAAAUUGAGGAUGCCUUUCCCCAGUUAAAAGACACAGGGGGGUUCCAAUUACUGAGGAUUUUGGGGACAACACGCAGCCGGGAUUUAACCCUAAUCACAAGCCCAGAUGAAGGCUACACGGUGCGGUAUCUCUCCAGCCCUGGGACCGGCAUUGGCCAAGCCAUGAUUUACAUCAGGCCAUUGCAGAAGAGUAUUGUUUUGGAAUGUGUAAGUCUGUCAUUAGGUUGUUCACAUUUUACCAGUAAAUGUAUGUGUGAGCCAUUUCUACUUGCAUUUAAAUACUAAUGUAAUUUAGCAGUUAAAGCUUUGAUUUAAUAGUUUUUUAUUAUGUAGACCCCAACAUCCCUGCAACCAGGACCACUGACGAGAUGCUUAGCCUGUGACGAGGAUUUCCCCUUAAAUCAGAUGAGAAAUCACAUUUUUAUGUUCCCAAGCUUGCCCAGUGUUGCUCCAGUUCCUUCUGUUGACACUCAGAGUAGGCCAUGGGGAUGAUGGGCCAUUCAUUCCUACACAGUGGACCCUGCAUAUCUGGCCUAAGUCCUGCAAUAACUCAUGUCCUGUUCGGGGGAUCACCAGAAACUACAACAAUCCAAAUUGAGGAUUGCCCUGAUAUUGACAUCCGUACCACUAUCCAGUUGCUGGAGGGCAACGCUGAGUUGACAAAACAGGAAGAGAAAGCUGUCUUUGACCUCGCCUUGUCCUGGGACCUGCCUGGUGUUACGAAAACCAACCGGAAGUGGCUGCAUGAACGGCUUUUAUUCCAUGCUGUGAUUUCACGAACAAGCCGUCAGGUUAAGCAACUGAGAAAAGGACUCAAGGAGACCAUGGUUUGGCCCUUUCUGAAGGAGAGAGCAGACAUCAUUCCCACAUUUCUACCAAGGACUUCAGAAGCUGCUCUCAAUUUUCAUACAGUCAUACAAAGGAUUGUGUGGCCGAUCCUGGAGGAAAAGGAGGAAGAGGAUGAGGAUGAGGACGAAUGCUGCUUGGAGGACAAAUGCAGAGUCGCAGGAUACCUGCGCAUCUUCAUUGAAAAGGCAUCCUGUGCACAGCUCAAAGCACUCCUCCAAUUCUGGACCGGAUGGGAACUUCUACCCAGUGAACUGACGCUGAAAGUGGUCAGCAGCGACUUUCCCAAAUCUGCAACAUGUUUUGAAACGCUCCGUCUUCCUGCACACUGAUUAUGAAGCUUUUGUUACCGACAUUCAGGCCUGCCUCAACUCCGUUGACACAGGCUUUGGUCUUGUUUAGGUUGGACUCAAUGUCACAUGUAUCCCUCAUUACCAGGGAUUAUCAGGUUGUCAGGGUGAUGUCUGUUGUAGUUUUGUUGACAUAUGCCGGAUUGUAAUUUUGUGGGUUAUUGUUGUUCAGCUAAGAUAGCUAAUAUGUGCUAAUGUCAGUAGUCACUUGUUGGUUUCCACACUAUCUGGCAACUUUUGAUCGCUGACAACAUCUUCCACAGAGCAUUCAUUUUGGACCCAUCAACAUUUAAAAAUUGAUUUAUUCACAGGUAGUUCAGUUACAUAGAUAUCUGAAAUGUUUCCAAUGUUUUCUGUUCUAUGUUUGGGCCAUUGUAUUUAGCUCGAGAUGGAAUCAAAUAAAUAAGUGAUCUACAACUUUGAAA